UUUGACGAGUCAGCAAGUCAGGAAGCAUCAAUUUCAGCUCCUCUUCUCAAUGCAAUUUCUCCAGGAUCCACUAUCGCAGAGUACUCCGUACCUCGGCGAGAAAGAAAUAUUUAAAGUGGGAAAGCAAUUUUGAGAAUUUAUGCAUUGACUCGAUAGCAUGUUGCCUGAAUGCUCAUCGAAUUGCAAAGUACGAAAAGAAAUAAAAAGUGGAUAUUCUUGGGUCCGAAUUAUACACACUACUACACAUUAACCAGACGAACAUCAUACGUUGCGGAGAGUGUCCUCCGUAGCAUCGGACGUCAACCGCGGUUCCACCGUUUUAACCCGACUAUCUAUCAGUCGGAACCAGGUUCAUACGAAUGCCGAACUGUCGAAAGCUGGGUCAAAUACUGUGCCGUUGUGCUACUAACACUGAUAGUAUAUUUGCUUGUUGUCCCUGGAUGCUGGGAUGCUUAUCCGAACAUCCGAGCAAAGGCCGAAAGGAUCGCAUGUCAUAGACCCAUCAUGAUGCCACAAAUUAAUUAGCUAAUGAUAAUAGAAUACAAACUUGUCAAGGGAUUGCAAUGGCUGGCCUGAACGCCAUCGAACGGACCGACCAACCUACGCGGGGUGCCUGACCAUUGGUUUGCCUAAUGCUUAUUUGCACCACUCCGUACC
Molecule: messenger RNA, 657 nt
Organism: Aspergillus eucalypticola CBS 122712
Lineage: Eukaryota; Fungi; Ascomycota; Eurotiomycetes; Eurotiales; Aspergillaceae
Exons: 1
Coding region: 169-525 (118 amino acids)
Source: RefSeq, a predicted model, not a curated record